CGAUACAAUACGAUACGAUACGAUACGAUACGAUACGAUACGAUACGAUACGAUACGACACUCCUACAUGGCAGCUGUGGUCACAAGCAGCGAUUUCAUGGACCUCAAGGGAAAGUCAGCGCGCAAAACUACUACUUACUUGCACACGAAGAAUGGCGCUGGGGAUAGAAGGAACCCCUGAGCUACCAUCGGGGUCUAGGCUAGGCUAGGACCAGUCAAGCUCCAGGUACGCAAGCCUGGCAGGCGUCAGGGAUCCGACGCCCCCCGUCAAAUUCAGGCGGCGGGAUUCGUCUGCCACUUUUGACGCUUCAUCUGUGUCGACGACAGCCUGCAAGUCAAGUUGGGAGGGAGUGCAUGUGCAUGAUAUCGCUCGGUUGCCGGAGAUCAAUCAUGAUGUGGGAUGUCGCCAGAUUCUGGAGAUGCUCUCAGUGCAGAUGUCCUUGCGGCUUCCUGCUCAUCUCUGCCGUUGGUCGACACCUUAAUCAACAUAAACAGCAGAGGAAUUUACCCCUUACUCAGUUGCAUACCUAGCUGAAGCCACAGGCAGCAUAUUUCUUCACGCACUGCCACAAGCCCACAACGGGACGUCGCUGUCGCUGACUGUUGGGGGGCCCGCUUGAUUGGUGGCCUAGGAGAGAUUGAGAUUGACGCUGUUGGCCGGUGGCGCGCAAUAUCGACUGCACAAUGGAACUGCACAAUAUAAUUGGGAAGGGUCUUUGUAAUUUGCGAUUCGCGGACCUCAUCCGCUGCCAAGCGCACCUUCUUUUUUCCCGAAAUCACUUCAUAUCUAAUAGAAUGAACAUCCACGACAAGGGAUUAAGGUACCUAUUUCUCAGGCGAAGAUAAGUCGUAAAUGUAGCACGAAGGAAGGAUUGUUAUUGUCGUGAGAUAUGAUAUGAUAUGAUCAACGCGCAACCAACGGGAUCGAAAGUCUCGAAAAUUGACCGACGUGUUGUGUCUACGCGCCUCAGCCUCAGGCACGUCAAGCUGUUCCAGGCCAUCAACGUCCGGCUAGGUGGGUAUUUUUCUAUCCGUCUCUCAGCCUCUUCAUGCAGCCUUGUGCUACAGGGAGACGAAGGGAGGAGUCUCCAGUCAUCAUAAAAUUGAGUACUUUCAGCAUGUGAUAUUACCCGUCAUGGCAGAAUUCGACCUCGCUGCCAGCUUCAUCCCGUCCCUGCACAAGCCAGCCUCUCUUCUUCCAAUUGCCAGGCACAGGCAAAGCCUUCUCUACCUCAUUGAGACAUACCCUGUCACCAUAGUCGUUGGCCAGACUGGCUCGGGGAAAACGACACAGAUUCCUCAGUACCUUGAGCAAGCAGGAUGGUGUUCCGAUGGCAAAAUAAUUGCUAUUACACAGCCUCGUCGAGUCGCCGCGACUACUGUUGCGGUCCGAGUAGCAGAAGAAUUUGGAUGUGAAGUUGGCAAGGAAGUCGGUUAUUCCAUCAGAUUUGAAGAUGUCACCUCAUCUGCUACGCGCAUCAAAUUUCUUACAGAUGGCUUGCUACUGCGAGAGGCACUUGUUGACCCUCUGCUCUCACGGUACUCCGUAAUCAUGGUCGAUGAAGCUCAUGAGCGGUCUCUCAGCACUGACGUACUUCUUGGUGUCUUGAAAAAGAUCUUGAAGAGAAGACCGAAGGAUCUCAGAAUUAUUAUUUCAAGUGCUACCCUCCAGGCGGAGGAUUUCUUGAAGUUCUUUAUGGGUGAUGCAGAAUUGCAGCCCAAGCCUUCAGGAUCAGAUCCUAUGACGCUGGAUGAUCUGAUAUCAGGCAGCUCGAACCCGAAAGAUAAUGGUUUUGGUGGUGACGUUGGAAGGAUUAUCAACCUCGAGGGCAGGAUGUAUCCAGUCGAUGUUCUAUAUCUCGAAACUCCUGCCGAGGACUAUCUCGAGAAGGCAGUUCAAACAGUAUUUGAUAUCCACACCAAAGAACCAGAGGGGGAUAUUCUAGUCUUCUUGACAGGAAGAGAAGAAAUAGAUUCAGCCGUGAAAGCCAUCUCGGAGCGAGCAGCUGAACUCCAUCCACGGGCCCAAACAAUCAUGCCGCUGCCCCUCUACGCUGGACUAUCGACUGAGCAGCAAAUGUACGUAUUUGAAGAGGCACCUGAUAAUACGAGAAAAGUGAUUUUCUCGACCAACAUAGCAGAAGCUUCAGUCACUAUUGAUGGCAUUGUGUAUGUUGUAGACACAGGUUUCGUCAAACUCCGAGCAUACAAUCCACUCACGGGUAUCGAAACUCUCACAGCUACGCCCGUCUCCAAAGCAUCUGCUACCCAAAGAGCAGGCCGUGCAGGCCGGACCAAACCCGGAAAAUGCUACCGCCUCUACACGGAAAGCAACUUCGACGCAUUAGAUGCUGCAACAGUACCAGAAAUCCAGCGCUCAAAUCUCGCUCCUGUAAUCCUACAGCUUAAAGCCCUCGGCAUCGACAAUAUUGUAAGGUUUGACUUCAUUACUGCACCACCCGCCGAGCUAGUCAUACGAGCUCUCGAGCUCCUCUACUCACUCGGCGCACUGGAUGACUACGCCAAACUCACCAAGCCGCUCGGAGUCAGAAUGGCCGAGUUAGCAGUCGAGCCCAUGAUGGCGAAAACACUUCUCUCCGCCUCUUCAUUUGGCUGCCUCAGCGAGAUCCUGACUAUAGCCGCCAUGACAAGCUUAGGAGGUAAUAUCUGGUUUCACCACGACGGCGAGAAGAAACGCAUGGAGACCGCACGGCGGAAGUUCGCUGUAGAGGAAGGUGAUCAUAUCACGCUUCUAAAUGUAUACCAAGCAUUCGUCAGCAAAGGCAAGAAAGAAGCGCGCUUCUGCCACGACAACUACAUUAACUUCAAGGCCAUGACAAGAGCGGUCAGCAUCCGCGCGCAGCUCAAACGCUACCUCGAACGAUUCGGCAUCGCCGUCGACGAGACGCUCUCAUCUAACGCAAAUAAGACACCGCUGUCCGUCGGAGGGCCUUCCAAAGGAGAGCAGAUCCGACGAUGUCUUACCACGGGCUUCUUUGCUCAUGCGGCUAAGAUGCAGCCCGAUGGAACAUUUAGAAAUGUAGCCGGUGGGACUGUCUUGCAUGCUCAUCCGAGCUCGCUGAUGUUUAAUCGGAAGGCGGAUUGGGUUAUCUUUCAUGAGGUGAUGGAGACGGGGAGUAAGACCUUUAUCCGGGAUGUGACAAAGAUUGAGAAGGGAUGGUUGACAGAAUACGCUCCGGAGUUUUAUAAGAUAGGAUAGGAGUAUUUUAUAGGCAAUAAUCGAGAACUGUGAACAGC
Cadophora gregata is the source of this 3258-nucleotide messenger RNA. RefSeq lists its product as uncharacterized. The record is from RefSeq and is a predicted model, not a curated record. The transcript is spliced from 3 exons. Gene Ontology annotation, molecular function: ATP binding; RNA binding. Lineage: Eukaryota; Fungi; Ascomycota; Leotiomycetes; Helotiales; Ploettnerulaceae. Gene Ontology annotation, cellular component: intracellular anatomical structure; catalytic step 2 spliceosome. Bases 1136 to 3220 code for a protein of 694 amino acids.